Drosophila simulans is the source of this 3518-nucleotide messenger RNA. RefSeq lists its product as uncharacterized. The coding region runs from base 171 to 1871 and encodes 566 amino acids. Lineage: Eukaryota; Metazoa; Arthropoda; Insecta; Diptera; Drosophilidae. The transcript has 4 exons. The record is from RefSeq and is a predicted model, not a curated record.
CACCACAGCAGCAACAUCGAGGUCCUCAGCAGCAGCAUCAGACGGCCAGUUUUGCCCCAAAGUUCCUCAGCCUGCGUGGCACGUGGCAUCUAUCAGCGCCUCUGGCUGAAUAAAAAGAAAUCCCAGCCAUAAAAAGUAAAUCACUUCGGCGCCAACCAGUACCAGUCAUCAUGGCUCACUCUAAGGUGAUCCUAAAGAUCCUGUUUUCGCUGUGCGUCUGGUCCUUCGUCAUCAUAGGACUGUUCAAGAUGCACGGUACGAAUCUGGUGCCGCAGGAGUACCAGCAGGUGCCACUCAACGGACGCAUCCUGCUGCAGAAAGACAUUCGCUAUGCGGAGACCACCUCCACGACCACGGAUCACUUCGAUCCCAGCGAGAUACUGGUGGACAAUCGAACAGCCAUGGACGACGACCAGUUGGUCAGAGACGUGGAGUCCCGCAUCCCCUCUCUGCCGAUCGCCUAUUGGAGCAAGAAUAAGAACUUCCUGCAGCAGAAGUCGUCGACCUGCGCGAAGUACCCCUCCAUUUUCGAGCUGGAGUUCAACAACAUCUACUGGCAGACGCUGCGCACGUCGAAUGGAACGUUCCAGCUUUUUGGGGCUUAUUACGACAUCCGCCGCACCUCGUUGCUGGGGCCCACUGUGCGGAUCCUUGGAAUGAUCGAUAGGAUUGAGCCCAAGGUGAAGACCUACUGCCAGUUCUGGUUUGACGGCCAAAAGGAGCCGUUCAUCGUAAAAACGUUUGAGUACAAGUACAUCUGGUACAACAAGUGGGGCAACUACAAGCAGGGCAUCUACCAGCCCUAUCUGAUCGCCUGCCAGAUUCCCAAGCCCUUCCACGGCGUGGUGCCCAGCUCCGUGUCGAUGGUGGAGAAAGAGUGCGAUACGGCCACAAACAAUCUGCGGGUCAUCUACAACCGACCGCCGGAUGACCAGAAGAAGGGAUUUGCUGUGUGCGUCAAGGGAUUGGACUUCCUCUACGACGACCUGAGUGUACGGCUGAUCGAGUGGAUCGAAAUGCUCAAUAUCCUUGGGGCUGACAAAAUCUACUUCUACAAUCUUCAGGUCCAUCCCAACAUCACCAAAGUGCUCAAUCACUACGAACAGGAGGGCAAGGUCCAAGUGAUCCCGCUGACACUGCCCGGUGGCCAGCCAAAUGUGCCCGGAUUCCAGCACCUUUACCUAACCAAAAAGACGAACCACAAGCGCCAAAACGAGGUUAUUCCGUACAACGACUGCCUGUACAAAAAUCUCUAUCUGUACGACUACAUCGCACUGCUGGACAUUGACGAGGUGAUCAUGCCCAAGGGCGGAGCGGUUUUAUGGUCCGAGUUGAUGGACAAAGUGCGUCCAGAGUCGCGCAAAAUCAAGCCGGACGGAUUCCACAGCUACAACUUCCGCAACGUGUACUUCUUGGACGACCAGCAGCACGAACACGGCUGGCACAAGGACAUACCCAAGUACAUGCACAUGCUGCAGCACGUCCAUCGUGCUAAGAACUACACCAAGCCGAAUCAGUAUGUGAAAUGCUUCCACGAUCCGGAGCGCGUGCUCACCCUCCACAAUCACUUUCCACUGAGCUGCCUGGGCGGCGUCUGCAAGUCGUAUCCUGUGGACACCAAGGACGCCCAGCUGCAGCACUAUCGGGCGGACUGCGUAAAGACGCUGAAGAAGAGCUGUGAGGAGUACCGGGAGCACUCAGUCGAGGACAAAACCAUUUGGAAAUACAAGGACGAGCUAAUCCGACGCACUAUUAAGGCGCUGGACACCCUUGGCUUCUUCCGCCGCCAGGGUUUGAAUUCCGCUUCCGGUUCGGGGAGCAGCAGCAGCGGAUUGGGCGGUGGGACCACCACCCACUCCACGGAGCGGUGAUUUACACUUCUCGGGGGCGGAGGAGGCGGAUGGUCCUGGCCCUGGCAACUGGUUGAAGCAUCGGGCAGCAACAUUGGCAACGAGGAGUUCUUCGUGUGAGGAGGUCAGCGAAUGCCGUGCGUUUCACAAUCCGAAUCCGUACCGGACUCCGAUCCCGAAACGGAGAACCCAGAACCCGUCCUCUAAUCCCUGAGUCUCUGUUGCGCAGAGGAUCACUCGUCUCUGAGUUUAGUUACUAUAUAUGUCCAGAGUUCCCAUCCAAACCCCAUACGUAGCGAGGCACUGUUUUUGAUUGCAAUUCGAUGGCAUUUGUAGUUUGAUUUUAGAGCGUUGUUAAAUACUACUCAUCUGAGUAAUACAUGUAAAGUUAAUAAUGCUUUUAUAAUGUUUGUAAUAUCCCAUUGAGUUUUGUCCCUUGUAAAGAUCUUUCGUCAGACAGAAUGCAUCGAAAUCUAAGACAGAAGCAGAGCUUACUAGUGUAUGGCUAGUGUAUAGAAGAGGCGUUAGUUAGUCGCGGAGUGGGAGAGAAAUCUUUUGAAAUUGUGCCUUCGAACCUGGAUUGUAGUCAGUCCCGUCCCGACCCGACCCGAAUGACCCGUCCCGUCCUUCCCUACAAUCCCUUCCAUAUAUCCCAAUUUAACACUUCCAUUCGCAAAAAAAAGACACAAGGUCACAACUUUUCAAAAAAUGAGACCCAUCAUAACAUUUGCUUGAGUUAACAACAGAAAGAGAGUCGAGGAUGAGGGGCAAAAGUGAAGGAAACCUAAACUAAGUUCAAGACUGAUGAUGUUUAUUAAGAAUUAUAAAAACGAAAGAGAGGAAAUUUCAAGCGAAUUUUUGUUUUCACAUUUGGAUAGAAUCGAUAUUAUUGUUGUUGUAUAGGCAAGUAAAUGCCCCCCUAAAAAUCGCAAGCGAAAUAUAUCACUAAUGCUAAGCAAAAGACAAAGCAAAUUGAUCAAGUUUGAGUUGUAAACUGUAAAUAGGAAAAUUGUUAACGAAGAGGACAAGGACCUAAGGAUAAAACGAACUAUAUGCGGAUUAGACCGAUGUAAAUCGGACAAACUAGCAGGAUAUUGAAGAAGAGAGGACGAGGAUUAGAGAAGCUGCUCAACCCAAUCCUUAAAUGGUGUUUAUUACCGAUCGACCAUCAUACCCAAUAUUCAUAUGUUUUUUAACUUGUACAUACACAUACACAUACACUCGCACACACACACACACACACACACACAAAUGUCAAAUAAACGAAUUAAAAAACACACACACUCACUUACAUAACACAGCACAGCACACAAAUACACCACGCACUUUUCCUUAUGUAGUCUAUUUUAAUUUUUUAUAGCAGCUUAGUCAAAUUGUUGUUGGAGCUAGAAAGAGUCGUGUACAGUUGGGGCAAUUCGGUUUGCCUGCCAAAACUAUUCGAUAGUUUUACGACUACACAUAAACGAACACAAAUACAUAUACAUAUACAGAUACAGAUUUACAGAUAUAGACAUACUUCAGUGUAUUAAUGUUAGUUGCUAGCUGAUAAGGACAACCCGUGUGAAGGAAACCCAAUUUUCUUUCCUCAUUUUUUUUUUGAGUAGCUAAUAAACUACAACUGAUAUGAGAACAAAGUGAUUGAAGAAUAAAUUAAAAAAAAAAAACAUG